AUGAACCUAAUUUUACGCAAGCAAGAAGCCAUCCUCAUGGCCCCGACGGGCACCGCUGCUGAUAAUAUUGGUGAGAACACGUACCACACGUCACUCACUUGGUAUCUCCAUCAACCGAUCGCUACGGACGGCAAUGAGUGCUCGUGUCCGAAACCUCCGGACCCGAAAGACCGUUAUGAUUGUGGACGAGGGACUGCACCGACUUCUUUCGCGGCCUACGGGUCGUGA
This is a messenger RNA of Penicillium cinerascens, 228 nucleotides long. RefSeq lists its product as uncharacterized. NCBI's taxonomy places the organism in Eukaryota, Fungi, Ascomycota, Eurotiomycetes, Eurotiales, Aspergillaceae. The transcript has 2 exons. Bases 1 to 228 code for a protein of 75 amino acids. The record is from RefSeq and is a predicted model, not a curated record.